AUGCACCCAUCAUCUUACUCGUACUCGUAUCCCUCCUCCAUCAUCUCAUCCGUCGAGGGCCACAGCACGAUUAUUCAUUCUACCUCGAACAACACACUAGAUAACCAGGCAGCAGGGUCAAGUCAGAUCUUCGAAGAGCUGAUCUCUAAAGAUUUUAUGGAAUCCCUGGGCUUCGAUACCAGUGGCCUUGACCUCAAUGGCAACAUUAAGAAAAUACUGUCAACCGCCCCCGAAUUCGAUCCAGAUCUUCUGGAUUCGCUCUUCGCCUUUAUCAACUUCCCGGAUCCCAGUGGAAGCUUUGAAAACGGGCACUCCGAGCCAAAUCCGGAGUUAUCUAUGACAACGUAUCCGACGGUGGGAGGCAGCCAGACGUCACACGAUACGCCGCCCGCGCAUGCUGUCGCAUGCCCGUCAGCGACGCCCUCUGCGUAUGCGUCAAAUGCUAGGGUUAGGAACGGCACGACGGGGAAUGGUACGAGCCUGUACACUACCACAGGCAAGGCAAAGACGGCGUUGGCCACCAAAAGCCAUCGCCAUUCUCCUUAUCAAUCCUCAAGGAGACGUCUGGCUCCACGGAUGCACGUGGAGGAGAGGACUCGCGGGGAGAACAGCAUAUACAAUGAUAUGCACGGAAUGGACAUGCAGCGUACACAAGAUAAUCCACCGUAUUUCCGCCCUUCCACUGGAGAGCCAGAAGAACAACAAAAUUUAAUAUUCCAACAGCCCAACAAUGACGACAAUAGCUCCGGUAUAAACACCGUCGAGCGGGUCAAUCAAGGUGGGAGUCAUGCAACAGCUGUUCGAAGUUUCAGCAGCGUUGGGACUUCAUCACAGAAUCUCCAGAACUGUGAUGAUGCGACCGAGUCGCGUUCAAGGGACCCUAGAAAAGGCUCGAGUCGGACGCCUAAAGGUCGCAACCGCGAUCAAGUUAAAAGAGAUCAACGGAGCACAAGGUCAAUGGACCCAUUGCCUGUGUCCGGCGAUGGAAAUGGUGACGCGCCCAUACCAGGCGAAGUGAAAAAGAAGGGGAAACAGGGCAAGCGAUAUGAUCGCUUGCUAUUCCACAACCAGGCGCCAAAGCCUCAGGAAAAUGUGGGGCACGGGGAAUACCUGCAACAAAGGGCACUGACCGACCAAAUACUGACAUUGGACCACAGAAAACACCCAAUCGAUGAUGCCUCGGCAAUAGUCCAGUCGAAGGAAACAAGAUUCAAAGUUCAAGUCGGCCACGCCAUGUCUAGAAUUCAACUCGUAUUAUGCGAGGACAUCCAAUUUUCAAAAAUCUACUCUCGUUGGGGAAACCGGCCGGAACCGGCAAAAAUUGCCGAAAAGUUCAUCAUCAUGAAUCAAUCGGAGCAAAAUCGGAGUUGA
Molecule: messenger RNA, 1371 nt
Organism: Psilocybe cubensis
Lineage: Eukaryota; Fungi; Basidiomycota; Agaricomycetes; Agaricales; Agrocybaceae
Exons: 7
Coding region: 1-1371 (456 amino acids)
Source: RefSeq, a predicted model, not a curated record